Colias croceus (clouded yellow) is the source of this 798-nucleotide messenger RNA. RefSeq lists its product as uncharacterized. Bases 54 to 578 code for a protein of 174 amino acids. The record is from RefSeq and is a predicted model, not a curated record. The transcript has 2 exons. Lineage: Eukaryota; Metazoa; Arthropoda; Insecta; Lepidoptera; Pieridae.
GUGAUAAAGUGAAAUUAAAAGUCUAUAAAAUAAAUACUGAAUAUAAUGUAUAUAUGUAUACGUUUUUUCGUAACAAAAACAACAACAACAAUGUCAUAAGGAACCAUUUUAUCUCUGAGGGGCUAAUAUUCCUACUAGCAACACUAUUAACAACAACAGGGCUACCAGUAACAGAUCAAGAUGAAGGAACAACAGAGAUAACACCCAAUUUUGAAAACGACAGAGAUAUCAACGUCCUAACAUACACCACUAACUUCAAAAACAUGAUGGCAGAAUAUGUGAAACUACAACACAAUAACCUUACAACAGAGGACAUGGAAACUGUCAAAGCAACUUUAGAAGUGUUCUUGCAAGACUUUGCUAAAGAUCUUCACGAUAUAUUGGUUAAUAAGAAUAUAGAAGAGAAAGAGGUAAUAGAAGAUGGUAUACCUGAUGCUACGUUUGAUGAAAUUAAGCGAGGGAUUAAAACUGAACUGACUGACGCUAGUGACGAAAUAGCAGACCAGAUAGUUUAUAAGUUAAGGAAGAAUUUGUACAGCACACGCAAGAAGCUAGAUAGGAUUAUUUGUAACUGUUAAUACUGCCUGAAGGGGAAAUAUUGUAAGGUCUGUCCCGGCAAACGUUGUUCUGCCUUACUCUUAUUACUUAGGGGUAUGAAAUAUAGGUGCCUGAUUCUCAGACCUUCCCGAUGUACACACACAAACUAGAUGAUUUCGUAGGUAAUUACAAACACCGCGACCGUGAUAAGAGAAUUUUAUAUUUUGGAUAAUAAAUACUGACAAUUCCGACAAAAGAUAA